Paramuricea clavata is the source of this 4648-nucleotide messenger RNA. Lineage: Eukaryota; Metazoa; Cnidaria; Anthozoa; Malacalcyonacea; Plexauridae. The record is from the annotation of a GenBank genome assembly.
AUGGCCGCUGCUCGCUCGCGGGUGUUUGCAGGUAUAUGUCGGCCGACCGCCUAACAAUCAAAGGAGUGUCCCUUCUGUUUCUAUUCCUUAUUCUGUGGCUAUAUCGACACUGCCGUGUUAGGGCGGGGUCAUGAUCAUUUUCUGGACUUUCUUCCCGGAUUCAGGUUUUGGCACAUAUGCCAUGUUGACCGCCAUGGUCAUUUUACCCUAAAACAGUUGAGAUAUGAUAGAUUACCUGUGCUAAAUUAAACGCAUGCAAACAUCUAUACAGGUCCUAGAUUAGGAGGAAAAAUGAAAAAUGCACAGUAUAGAUUAGAUUAAUCAAAAGGUAUUUUUACGCUAAACAAUCGGUUUUAUCCGACCCAACAAACGGAGUGUGCCCAGUAAGAAGUGCUUCUCACAGCCAUCUCACAAAGGAAAUGUCCUUUGUUAUAUGCUUCAGCUAGUCGUAUUCUAUAGGUCGUCAUAACUCGCGAGUUAUCAGUUAGAUGCGUUCGCCACUACGACUGGCCAUUCUCUGUGUUAGUAUGCAUGCGCAAUAAUAAAAAUGCUAAUUAAAUUUUAGAAACGUGCAAAGAACUUCCGUGUGGUGUAACAAAUAUUCGCUUGGAAUUGAGAACGCAGAAACCUUAUCAAAAGAAAGAGAAAUUGAAAUCCAAAUUUCACUGGAAGCCUGCACUACGUAAGUAUCAUUAAUGUGUUUGUUACAUAGAAUUGUUUUUCGCACAAGGACUAUGGGGUCAACUUUUGGAUUGUUUUAUAACGAUCAAAUAUAAAGAAUGGCGGCAUAUUGCACCGCUCUCCUAUUUUUCAAAACGUUAAUUAAAGACGAUGUAUUAGAAAUUAGCCAAACGUGGACACAGGUUGCCGUUGUGUGUUGCCAUAGAAAACGAUUAUUUUAAAUUAAAAUGUUUAAGCUUUUUGAAUAUAUUUGUACAAAAUGGCAACGCACAACAAUCAAUUUACUAUAAAUAUACACUCUGGGUAUGUUAUUUUUUUUGCAUUUUGUGGGCUUUGAGAUUAUGUAAAAUUUAAUCAGAAACACUGCGCAAAAUGUUUUGAACUACGUUCAUGGGAAACUGAAUCUCUUUUUGUUUUCACAAACUGUGUUAAUUAAGAUAAUCUCAAACGGACUUGGGCAGUUUAGUUACAAUGAAGAUAACAAGAAAGCUAAGGUUGAGAUGGAAACAACUGCCUGACAAAUACAAGUUGAAAUUUAAAGUUGCAAGCGAAGCCUCUUUGGCGAUUUCUCAAAAAAUUUGAAUCAGCGUCAAAUAGAUAUUGGAUUAGCGUUAGAUUAAGGGUUGGGGUUAGGGUUAGGGUUAGGGUUAAGUUAGGAUUAGGGGCUAUGGCUCAACAUUUGUCGGGAAAUUAUUGUAUUGAUAAAUUCGGACGUGUUUAACAAUUAUUUUCUCAUAUAGUAAAUUCAAAGGUGGAGCUCAUGCUGGAAAUUUUGUACAGUAAUUACAAACUCAAAGAAUCAAUGUCUAACAAAAACUUGAUAUCACGAGCUGUUUUGCGAAAUUGACAGCAAUUUCAAUUCUGUUUAUUUUUUUAAACAACCUGUAAAUCAAAUUUUUCAGGUAGUUGUAUAUCUCUCUUUCCGCAGCUUUUUUAUGUGAACAUAAAAUUGUCUCAUUCUUAACCAAUCAGAAUUGAGUGAUUUUUAUAUGUUUAUUAAAAAUGGUAAUUUAACAUUUUAUCCUGGAGCUGCUGCUUACAUUUUCAAGAUGUCCGAAAAUUUGCAGGCCGUGCAAAGGCUACGGAACAGUUGGCAAUAUCAAUUACACAUUGCGAUUUUCCAAUUCGUGCGGAAAGUUUGACGCUCAGUGGCCCUUUCCUCAAACUGAAAUCUAUCGUUUCCUAAUUUUGUUGUCUUGCACCAUAAACCUGCCAAAACCUUACUUGAAUAUUCGGUAUAUAUUAUUCCAACAAUGAAUUUAAAUUCUGCCAGUAAUUGCAUGAUUAUAUCACAAUAUCAAUUCUGUUUCGCAGUCUCCGAAACAAACAAGACGCAGCUGAAAUAUAUUACUCAACAACUUUCUAGUCUGACUAGGAAUGGUAAUUGCUAUCCGGGAAAAUACCCGACGGCAAAAAGUCAUACGGUAAGUGCGUACUGUUUACUUUCUUCAUGAAUAAAAUCACUCUGAGGUUGUUAGGGUAUUUCACGGAGAGUUAUUUAGCACACCAAUUUAACUGCAGUGAUCCAGAAAUCCGAAGUCGAUAUAGCACUCUUGAAUUGAAUGAGCCAUUUCUCAAACCAGAAUGUAGAUAAUAGACCCAUUUCAGUUAAAUUAACGUAAAAAUGUCCUCGAACGUCACACAAAGUGCACGCAAGGAAAAAUGUCACCUUAUUACUUUAUUACAUGCAAAUUUUGCCACAGUUGAGCAGGUGCAAUCGGUCCAAACAAAAAUAUUUCGAAAUGUGAUAUAUCUUUCAACUAUUUGACAGCUGUAUGAUUCCUGUCCCAGCGAUAAGCAGAAUCUGGGAACAGAUUAUUUUACCCGAGCCAACGGGGCAAAGCGCUGUUUUGCGCGCACUCCCGGACCGCUUGAGGGUACUAAUUGCGCUCGAACAUAGCCAUGGAGGUGCAAAGUCAUCCUCUUUUAUGACGUGGACGAUUUUCGAUGUAUCUUGCUGUAAACAGUUUAUUUUUUGCUAAUUUGAAUUUUGCGGAAAUUAAAUUUAUAAAGUUGAAAACUUUUUUUUCGAUUUGAACUCAAAAAUGCUUUGAAGUCGUUCUUAAUUCAAUAAGAUGUUUUUGUUCAAGCUGGUAUUUACACAUAUAAUUGCAUUAUCACUAUUCAUUCGGUGCAAUGAAUCCAGUGCAUUGUCAUCAAUGUACAGUAUGACUAUAAUUAUCUUAUACCGAUGACACAUGUAGCUUAACGAAGAUCUUGUAACAAUUUGUGCCUGAAAAGCAAAUAUAUUUUGCUGUAUUUUGAAGCAAACUAUUUGUCGACAAAGCAAAUGUAUGCUUUCUCCGAUAUCACUGUAAAGCCUCCAAACGUUAUACCUUAUUAGUUCGCAUUAAAUCGAAGUCUAUUAAUUUGAAAUAUCAAAUAACAUGAAACUAUAUUCUAGGUUUUGAAAAUGAAUUAUUUCAAUAUUUUCCUAUAACGUUCUUUGCAUGUUACCAUGGCAACAACUAUUGUUUUAUUCAUGAGAUGCUUCACGUGGAAGUCAUCAUAUUUCAUCAGCUUUGUUGGGAAAUGUGAGGGAGUUUCUGCAUGCAAGUAGUUCUAGUAUACAACAGAGAAGUUCAGAUUUUAUUUCACUAUCGCUCGCUACCGCUACCAUUAUAUACAGGUCGUUUACAGAUUAGAUGCGUUUGAUAUAUUCGAUUAUAUAACCAAUCAGAUGCGUAGGAAGCCAGUGAUAGGUAACGGUAGCGAAAGUGGAAGUCAAAUCUGAGCCUCUAUUUUAUGUCAGAAUCACCAUAGUAGAUUUUUAAUAGACACACUAAUAAGCCAUUCAUUUGCUUUAUUUAUCAAUUAAAAACUAUAAAAAAUCAGUGGGCAGUGCAUCCUCUAAUCGUUCGCCGUCAUGAUAUUGCAUCACAGUUAGAUAAUUAUUAGAAAUACAUGCUCAUUCAGCAAUCCCUCGCCCUAUUUUUGGCACAUCAGAAAAUCUAAAAUUUCAUUACUGAAAACAUUCUGCCUCGGAAGCAUGUUUCUUUAGUAAUACGAAAAGAAAUAAUAUUAAAUUUUAUUAUUUCCAUGCUAUAAAUAUCAAAUAUAGCGCAAAAUAAAAAUGACUGCAAGUGCUUUAUAUACUGCAGAAUCACCCAUUUUCAGAAUCCAUGCAUAAUAUGACAAGUAUUUUUAUGUUAGUUGUGUCCAACAUCCAUGAUCCAUGUUCAAUAAUGAUUGAAGAAGUCUGGAUCCGCUGAGGUUUAAACAAUUCUCAAAUAAAGCUGCUGUCUAACGUCCAAAGCUAGUCCAUGACUUAAUGGAGGAUGGCUUUGCGAUGUUCUCAUAUAUACCAUGGUAAAACUGUGCAUGACAAAUUAAAUACCUCGUGUUGAGUCUCCGUAUUAACGAGGUCCCAGCAAGUUCGAAUUUGGUACGUAUUCCAAUUAGUUAUCCGUUUCGUAUUAGUAAAUACAGUAGUAUUCCUGCAGGUUGUAUAUAAAAAUCAUCACACUUUUGAAUGCGCAUAAUUGUGAUUGGGUUUAGAAUGUAUUCGCUAAAUUGGUUUUCAAGGAAAACUAAAGCUUUCUGUACUAAAAAGAAAUUAAAGCGUUUUUCUCUUAGGCUAUAGCAUCUAACAGCUCUGAUGAAAAUCAAAAGUUAAACGUUUAUUACGAUUGUUGGUACGAAUUAAAGGUAUGUCAUUUACCAUAAAUUACCAUCACCGUCUUUCUCCACACGUUUGUACAUCAGAAUGUAUUUUACGCCAUCAUUGAAUAUUGGCAUCGCGUAAAAGAAGCACGAUCACGUAUACUUUGAAAUACUCGAUCACGUACUCUUUGAAAAUAAGAAAAUAAACAUAUAGCCCACCUACGAAUCAUGGUUUUACAAUGAAAGGCGUUCUUUUAUCAGUAUUCUAGAAUGAUAAUUUGAAUUUUAUAGGUGGCAGCAGAGGAUGAUUACAUUUGGGCAACAAACGUUGCAGGAAAAAGAACCAGGAUAUUCUACGUACCAA